This is a messenger RNA of Entamoeba invadens IP1, 2700 nucleotides long. RefSeq lists its product as hypothetical. The annotation marks the transcript as partial. The transcript has a single exon. NCBI's taxonomy places the organism in Eukaryota, Evosea, Mastigamoebida, Endamoebidae. The record is from RefSeq and is a predicted model, not a curated record.
AUGCGGUUAAACCUCCUUGUUUUAUUACUUAAUUUUCUCAAUACAUUUUCGUUGUCAUUGAACUCGACUUAUAUGUCCAACAAAAACAUUAUGCCGUUUGAGUUGAAUAGAAUCAAAGAUGUAACUAUAACGCAAUCGGUUUGUGAUGAAAAUUAUACAUACAUUUAUGAUGCUUUAGACAAUAUAACAGCAUUAUAUCAUACCACUUUUUAUUUUCAACAAGGGCUAAACAUAAAAUCAUUUAUAAUUAAAAUUUCAAAUGUCAAAGAAAAAAUUAACAUUGUAAAUGAUAAUAGAACUCCUGGGAUGUUAUUAUAUUUUGGAUGUAUGAAUUCUGUUGGUUGUCGAACUUCUGGUGACAGCACCCAUCGAUCAGAAGUUGUUCUUAAUGGAAGCCCAUUAACAAUUUUUAGUGAAAAUGAUGAAAACAUUAUUGUUUUAUUAUAUAAAACAACUUAUCUUUUUAUUGAUGGAAUUGUUCCACAAACAUUAACAUUACAAUUUAAAGAGCCAGCUUUGAUUCGAAAUAUGAAUGAAUAUUUAUACGCCUUUACAGGUACAGUUAAUUCUACUACUAUUAUAGAUGGAAGUGGAUUACAAAUUGUUGUUUUGUGUUAUCAAAAUCAUUAUGGCAGAUACGCAUUUUCUAAAACUGCAUUUUCAAAAGAAAAUUGUGAAUGUAUUCCUUUAGAUUAUUCACAAAAAAUUUUAAAAAGUACUGUUUUUAACUAUCCUGAUUGUGUUUACAAUUCUUCGAUGUUUAAUUUGAAUCUUUCGAACUAUAUGUCAUGGAAUUUGGAUAUAUAUGAAUGGUACACAAUUUAUUCUAAUAAUCCGAUGAUGUGGAUAACAGGUUCAAAUAAUCAAGUUUUAGAAUUAGAAAAAUUUGAUAUGAAAAGUUCUUUUAGUAUUUUUUUAAAUACCAAAAUAAACAAUUUGACAAUUUCAAGAUUAAAUGUGGGAGGAUGGUUUGACUCAAAUGUUGAAAUAAAGCAAGUCAAUUUGAAACCAGAGUUUAAAAACAAAAUAUUGUUUGUUGUUCACAACGGUCUGCUGAUAUCUGAACAAUUGGAAAGUUGUGGUGAAAGAGUAUUUACCAAAGAUUGUGAUAUUGAUAUGUGUGUUUGUGAUUAUCGAACAACGAGUUCGUCAACUGAAUUUACCUUUUUGAACCAAAAUGCUAAUAAUUGUCUUGACAACACCAAUUCAAUUCAACUCAAACUUAACAUCAACAAUUAUACUUAUUUACCACGAUUUGAAAGAGAUAUAUGGGAAAGUUUGAUAUAUUCAAAUGGUGGAAGUAUUAUCGCUAAUCCAAAUUUUAUAUCUACACAAGUUGAGUUUUCUUUUUGUGGUGUCAAUUUAAAAAUUACUAUUGAAACAACAAUAAAAUGUGAAAUAUUGAAUGUUUAUUUAAAUACCAGAUAUAUAAUUAAAAAUCAUGGUGUUUUAAUAAUUGGAAAAAUCAUUUAUCGAAAUGUCAUUAAUAGAUUAAACACAAAUGGAACAAUUUUGGUAUUAAAAGGUGGAAACGUAAGGCCUUUUAACAAUAAAAUAACAUUGAGUGUUGACCAACAGAUUUCAACAAUGUUUUUCUGCAACGAAGUGUUGUCGUCGAUUGUUGAAAUUGAUUUAUUAUUAUUCGAAAAUCCCAAAGGGAUAAGUUAUGGAUCAAAAUUGUAUAGAAUAUGUUUUGGGCACAAUCCACUUUCAACAGAAAUAAUAUGCGAAUUGGAUCAAAGUGAUUUUUCAUUAUUUUCGAGUCACAAAAACGUUCUUUAUUGCCCUUUAAAUGAUAAUUUGGUAACCCAACUGAUUCAAACUAAAAUGUUUAUUUAUAAUUAUCAAUGCAAUGGAAUGUUUGUUCAACAAAAAGAAAUUGUUCAGAUGACUUCUUUUAUUAAAGGUGAAUCAAACUUUGAUGAUCCCAUUGAUAACAUUUUGUAUAUUGAUGAUACCUGGUUAUAUAGUAACACCAUUACAAUUAGAGGAAAUAAAAACAAACUUUUGUUGGGAAACAAAAUGGGGUUCGAGUUACCAAAGUACGAUGUUCAGCUCAAUAAGAUUUAUGUUAAAUCAAAUUUUUCAUCAUUGUGCAAUUCAUUUUUUAUUUCAGAAACUGGAAUUAAAGAAUGUAUUUUAUGUAAACCAUUCAGUAUUUUACAAAACAAAUCAUGUCUUCUUUUUGACGUCAAUUGUAUUACUGAUGGUAAUAUUCGAACAAGAUAUUGCGAAACAUGUAAAUCGUCUUACCAAGCAUGUAAAGAAAAAUGUAUUUUAUGUUCAACUUUUUGUCUUAGAUGUAUUGAUGAUCAAUGCAUUUUAUGUCAAGAAGUGUAUGAAUUAAAAAAUGGUAUUUGUGUUGAAGUUGCUAAAGAAUUUGCCUAUUAUAAAAGCAGAAUUUGGAAAUGUUCUAAACAUUAUUCAAACGAAAAUCAAACUUGUUUGCCAUGUAAAGAAGGUUGUGUUUUUUGUCGAAAUAGUGUGUGUAUUAUCUGUGAGCCAAAUCGUGUUUUUGAUGUUAAUGGGGAGUGUGUAAUGCCGAUUGGAAUUCUUUUAACAAAUAUGAAAAAAGCAAUUAUUUGUCUUCCAUCGUACUUUCUUGAUAAUAAUAAGUGCAAUUUGUGUUCUGAUUUUCAUGGAAAUUUGUGUAAAUUUUGUACAAAAGAUAAUUGUAUUUUCUGUGAAGGAGGUAUCAUU